CUAGGGAGUGAUACUUCGGGCUCCUGCAGUAGCGGAAGACUUGAGUCUCAUCUUGAAAGGUGGAGUUGAGCAUUUGCAGAGGCUGUCGGACGGAAAAAGACUUUCCUCUCUCACUGACAGCCUCCACCAUGAUUCACAGCCUUUUCUUGAUCAACUCCUCUGGAGAUAUUUUCCUGGAGAAACACUGGAAGAGUGUGGUCAGCCGUUCUGUUUGCGAUUACUUUUUCGAGGCACAAGAGCGAGCAACUGAGGCUGAAAAUGUUCCUCCAGUUAUCUCCACCCCUCACCACUAUCUCCUAAGUGUUUACCGUCACAAGAUCUUUUUUGUGGCUGUGAUCCAGACGGAGGUGCCACCUCUGUUUGUCAUUGAGUUCCUUCACCGAGUAGUGGACACAUUUCAGGAUUAUUUUGGAGUCUGUUCAGAGCCAGUGAUAAAAGACAAUGUGGUUGUGGUUUAUGAGGUAUUGGAAGAGAUGCUUGACAACGGGUUUCCAUUGGCUACCGAGUCGAACAUCCUCAAAGAACUGAUAAAGCCGCCCACUAUCCUUCGAACCGUUGUCAACACCAUCACAGGAAGCACCAAUGUGGGUGACCAGCUUCCCACCGGGCAGCUGUCCGUGGUGCCUUGGCGACGGACUGGGGUGAAAUACACCAACAAUGAGGCCUAUUUUGAUGUGAUUGAAGAGAUUGAUGCCAUCAUUGAUAAAUCAGGGUCCACAGUCACUGCCGAGAUCCAGGGGGUUAUUGAUGCCUGCGUCAAGCUGACCGGAAUGCCCGACCUUACGCUUUCCUUCGUGAACCCCAGGCUGCUGGAUGAUGUCAGCUUCCACCCCUGCGUCCGCUUCAAGCGCUGGGAGUCCGAGCGCAUGCUCUCCUUCAUCCCUCCCGACGGCAACUUCCACCUGCUCUCGUACCACGUCAGUGCACAGAACCUGGUGGCGAUUCCAGUUUAUGUCAAACAUAACAUCAGCUUCCGGGACAGUAGUUCUCUUGGCCGCUUUGAAAUAACGGUGGGCCCUAAGCAGACUAUGGGGAAGACCAUCGAGGGGGUGACGGUCAGCAGCCAGAUGCCCAGAGGCGUCCUGAGCAUGAACCUCACGCCGUCUCAGGGCACGCACACGUUUGACCCGGUCACCAAGAUGCUGUCUUGGGAUGUAGGAAAAAUAAAUCCCCAAAAGCUCCCCAGUUUGAAGGGGACCAUGAGUCUUCAGGCUGGAGCUUCCAAACCCGAUGAGAACCCCACGAUUAACCUGCAGUUUAAGAUCCAGCAGCUGGCCAUUUCUGGACUCAAAGUGAAUCGUCUGGAUAUGUAUGGAGAGAAGUACAAACCCUUUAAGGGCAUAAAAUACAUGACCAAAGCUGGCAAGUUCCAAGUUCGAACCUGAAGGGAGAGUUCUGCAAAGGGAACAGUCAUGAACACUUUUUCAUUGCUUACUUGUCUAAAAGUAAAAACUGUCAGCCCUUUCCUAGGUCACUGCCCACUCUGGACCACCUGCUCCUGUUUUCCCUUAGCUUCAGUGCCCCGGAGCUAACGAAGGGAGGCCGGGCCGUCAGGGAGGCUUGCGCGGAACCCACACACCAGCAGCACCAAGUCAGUUCUCAAAGCAGAGGCGUGCGUUGCAGGGGGAGGUACUUGAUGCCGUAUGUAACUACUUGUGACAUGGUUACCACAGGAAAAGACCAGCAUUUGUUACUCGCUUGGCUUUAAUUAUCUGAAGCUAAGGAAAAACUUCUUUAGUUUUGUUUGUUUUUU
This is a messenger RNA of Lipotes vexillifer (Yangtze River dolphin), 1753 nucleotides long. RefSeq names its product adaptor related protein complex 3 subunit mu 2 (gene AP3M2). Bases 129 to 1385 code for a protein of 418 amino acids. The record is from RefSeq and is a predicted model, not a curated record. NCBI's taxonomy places the organism in Eukaryota, Metazoa, Chordata, Mammalia, Artiodactyla, Lipotidae. Gene Ontology annotation, biological process: intracellular protein transport; vesicle-mediated transport. The transcript is spliced from 9 exons. Gene Ontology annotation, cellular component: clathrin adaptor complex.